AUGACCAGAAGGCAGAAGAAGACAGCGAAGGUGGUUACAGGGGUAAUGGGACUGUGUAUUGUCGCUUACAUUGCAGGACCGUCUCUGUAUUGGCAUCUCAACGAGUCCAUUGCAGAAUCCUCUUGUCCACCUUGUACCUGUGACUGUUCUUCUCAGCCUCUUCUCUCUAUCCCCGAAGGACUGAAUCACAGUUUCUUGGAUUGUAUGAGGCGCGACGAGGCAAGUGAAGAGAACGAGAGUAGUUUCACGGAAAUGGUGGCUGAAGAGCUGAAGCUGAGAGAAGCACAAGCGCAAGAGGAUGAAUGGCGCGCAGACAGGUUGCUACUAGAAGCUAAGAAAGCGGCGUCUCAGUAUCAGAAAGAGGCUGAUAAAUGCAGUAUGGGAAUGGAGACUUGUGAGCAGGCAAGGGAGAAAUCAGAGGCUACGUUAGAUGAACAGAGAAGAUUGUCUUACAUGUGGGAGCUUCGAGCUCGGCAAAAAGGAUGGAAAGAAGGAAUUAACGUUGUUUCCUCUGAUGUUCUCUAA
Messenger RNA from Microthlaspi erraticum, 525 nucleotides. Lineage: Eukaryota; Viridiplantae; Streptophyta; Magnoliopsida; Brassicales; Brassicaceae. The record is from the annotation of a GenBank genome assembly.